Molecule: messenger RNA, 1302 nt
Organism: Batrachochytrium dendrobatidis JAM81
Lineage: Eukaryota; Fungi; Chytridiomycota; Chytridiomycetes; Rhizophydiales
Product: translation termination factor eRF1
Exons: 4
Coding region: 1-1302 (433 amino acids)
Biological process (GO): cytoplasmic translational termination
Cellular component (GO): translation release factor complex; cytosol
Molecular function (GO): sequence-specific mRNA binding; translation release factor activity, codon specific
Source: RefSeq, a predicted model, not a curated record
AUGUCUGAUCCAAACCAAGCCGGAACUGAAGUCAAUAUUGAAAUGUGGAAGAUCAAGCGUCUUAUUAAAGGCUUGGAAGCUGCUCGAGGAAAUGGCACUUCUAUGAUAUCUCUUAUUAUUCCUCCUGGCGAUCAGAUUGCUCGUGCUGCAAAAAUGUUGGCUGAUGAAUACGGCACUGCGUCCAAUAUUAAAUCUCGAGUCAACAGACAAUCUGUGCUCUCUGCAAUUACCUCUACUCAGCAGCGUCUAAAGCUAUACACUCGUGUCCCUCCAAAUGGCCUAGUCGUUUAUUGCGGUACGGUUAUCACAGAUGAAGGAAAAGAAAAACAAGUCACCAUUGACUUUGAGCCAUUCAAGCCCAUCAACACAUCUCUCUAUCGUUGUGAUAAUAAAUUCCAAACCGAGGCAUUGUCUGAAUUACUAGAGUCUGAUGCCAAGUUUGGCUUUAUUGUCAUGGAUGGUAAUGGCUCGCUCUUUGGCACGCUGGCUGGAAACACUCGUGAAGUUCUACACAAGGUAUCUGUUGAUCUUCCAAAAAAGCAUGGUCGUGGUGGUCAAUCCGCACUCCGUUUUGCUCGUCUUCGUGAGGAAAAGCGUCACAAUUACGUCCGCAAAAUCGCAGAACUCGCAGUACAGUUUUUUAUUACCAACGACAAGGUCAAUGUUUCUGGCAUUGUACUGGCUGGUUCUGCCGAUUUCAAGACCGAACUCUCACAGUCUGACCUGUUUGAUCAACGUUUGCAAGUCAAAAUUGUUCGCAUUGUGGAUGUGUCUUAUGGUGGUGAAAAUGGGUUUAACCAAGCCAUUGAAUUGUCUGCAGACUUUCUUGCCAAUGUUAAAUUCAUUCAAGAAAAGAAACUCAUCCAAAAGUACUUUGAUGAAAUAUCUCAAGAUAGCGGCAAAUUUUGCUUUGGAGUCGAAGAUACCCUUAAAGGUCUUGAACUUGGUGCUAUCGAAACCCUUAUUGUUUGGGAAAACCUGGAUUACACUCGAUAUGUCUUUAAAAAUGCUCAAUCGGGAGUAGAGAAUGUAAUGCAUCUCACCAAAGAACAGGAAAGGCAGCGGGAGCUUUUUGUCGAUCCAGAAACUGGAAUAGAUCUCGAGAUCGUGAAUAAAAUGCCAUUGCUCGAAUGGUUUGCAGAAAAGUAUCAAGACUUUGGCGCUACACUAGAGUUUGUCACAAACCGAUCUCAAGAAGGCGCUCAAUUUUGCAGAGGGUUUGGUGGUAUUGGAGGUAUUCUCCGAUACAGAGUCGAUUUCCAGCAGUUUACUUAUGAUUCUGAUGAAUACCUUAGUGAUUAA